CACCGCCCAUCGACAACACCGCGAGGAUGCCCAAGGAAGUCAAGCAGAGGUCCGGCAUUGCCGUUGGCCUUAAUGCUGGCCACAAAGUCACUCCCCGCCAACCAAAGCCACGUGUGUCGCGCAUGAAGGGACACCUCAGCAAGAGAACUGCUUUCGUUCGGGACAUCGUCAAGGAGGUCGCUGGCCUCGCACCAUACGAGCGCCGCGUCAUCGAACUUCUCCGCAACAGCAAGGACAAGCGUGCCCGCAAGCUUGCAAAGAAGAGACUCGGUACUUUCGGCCGUGCGAAGAGAAAGGUCGACGAGAUGACCAAGGUCAUCGCUGAGAGCAGGAGAGUUGGCCACUAAACGAUUCACUGCUGCUACUUCGAUGAAAUGGGAAUAAGGUGCAGAGGCAUGAAGGCGCAACACGGCAGGGUUUGACACAUGAUGCCGCGAUGCUUGGCCGCGACCAGCGCUAGGUCACAUCACACUACAGGCAUGCGGCUACCGGUUCGAUGGCGCUCAUACUGAAUGAAAAUGCAUUGAAAGUCCAGUCUUCUCCACCUGCUUUCCAAUUGUGCCGGGCGGUCAUGCCUGUUCGUUCUACUGACCUGUUCAAGUGCGGUUCCAUGCCUCGAAGAUGCCUCGCAAAUACUGGUGCAUAAUUUACCGUUUUUCUUCUGCGAAAUGAGCUCCACGCUCUCUGGACUGGCCAACUCGCAGCUCGCCACGAAGGUUCUAUUCCUUGGACGAAAGCAACAUGCAGCCAGUACGAAACAGGCUGGGUACGCGUUGAUCUAUUGAGCGACCUCUUACCCACGAAACCCGUCUACCUCCGAAACA
Messenger RNA from Sphaerulina musiva SO2202, 824 nucleotides. RefSeq names its product 60S ribosomal protein L36. The coding region runs from base 27 to 347 and encodes 106 amino acids. Gene Ontology annotation, cellular component: cytosolic large ribosomal subunit; ribosome. Gene Ontology annotation, molecular function: structural constituent of ribosome. NCBI's taxonomy places the organism in Eukaryota, Fungi, Ascomycota, Dothideomycetes, Mycosphaerellales, Mycosphaerellaceae. The transcript is spliced from 3 exons. Gene Ontology annotation, biological process: cytoplasmic translation. The record is from RefSeq and is a predicted model, not a curated record.